UGAAAUGUGGGCACCAAAACCGGAAGUCUUUACCGUUUCGUGUAGGCGUCUGAGAAAGCCUUCCUGCUAACAGCCCGAGGAUACGUUUGAGCACAUCGAAGCUGCACGAUAUACACGGAAGCUUUGCAUUGUUAUCGGAGCGUUGUGCUCCUUCUCCUGGUCCAGGGCCCCUAACGAGCCCCCUACUUGGAGGGCUCCCAGGGAGCUCGCUCCUGAUUGGCCAGCAGGCUGUUUCCUUGCAGCUGGCCCAACUGAAAGCCCAGCUAGCUCUGACUCAGAUAAACACCGCUCUUGCUGUUGGCAGCCGAGCAGCAACCUUUACAGUAAACUCGAACACACCUUCAUACAUUGCUACAAAACCCCCCUCCCCGACUGCUGCAGCCAUCAAUCUCCUUAACCUUCUGAAGAUCGCAAACAAUAUGUCCCAUCACCUGUAUAACCCCUAUGCCUCUGGGAAUCAAAGUUCCACCCAGAGGCAGUAUGGACAAUCGAGUUUACCAUCAGAGAGGGACCCUCGGAGGGCACCUUCUCGCCUCGCACCUGCGUCCAGUUUCAGCUCUUCUGGAGGUUCUUCUGUGACUCCUGCCAACUCUGGGGGAAUGCUCCCUGCACUUAUGUCUCAGUCAAUAAACUACAGGCCUGAACAGAGUAGGGCCAUAAUGAACAAGGACUUAGAUGAGUCUAUAGACAUCCAUAUUAGCAGAGCCAGAGAAGAGGUGAGGCUUCUCAACAAACCGAUGCAUCAGGCAGUGGACCAGGGCACUCUCUUUACGAACACUCAAAGGGAUGAGCUGCGCUCCUCAGGCACAGGGAUGGCCUCCUACCCAAUGUCCUCAACCUCUGCCUCUCUAGGACAUAGACACUCGGACAUUGAAAGCAGCAGUAGCUCCUUGGACUGGUCAUCAAACUACAAAAGGCCUACUGCGGAUGACUCUAAAUUUUAUCCUCCAUCUGCUUCGUCUAAUUUUGCAAGCGGUGGGGACAGUAGGUUUAAUACCUCCAAUAACAGAGAACACGAUAUGCAGUCCAUUCCAGGGUUAGGUGAUUAUGACUAUGCAGGGUCAGACAAACCUGUCGCCUCUACAGAGUCUAGUCGACCCAAGUACACUUCCGAAUCAGCUGCGAAUAUCCUCGUGCACUUCGGACUUGAAAAAGAGGACUUGGAACAUCUCAUCUCCUUCCCCGAAGACCAGAUUACUCCUGAUAACCUGCCGUUCAUCUUGCGCCAAAUCCGCAUUCAGAAGGCCAAGAGUGCUACAACAGCAGUUCAGUCAGUACCCUAUCCUGAACCCCAACCCACCAGAAGUGUGAGUGGAAUGGACAGUCACAGUUUGAGUAGUUCUAGAGGGGCAGGGAUGCGCCAGGAGGAAAGGUCUAUUGCUGUUCUCCAGCCAAGCAAAGUGAUUGACUAUGGACAUACUGGCAAAUAUACUGGAGGGGUUGGGGAUGAGAUUGGAAUGACCAGUGGCAGUAGAUCCAACAGUGGUGGGAGGGGAAGUACGUUUCUGAUGGACGCUUUCAAUAGUAGCAGCCACAUUCGAGAACCACUACUAAAAAAUACAACAGAGGUGAAAAGCAGUGCCUUGGGUUCUUCACGUGAUCAGGCGAGUUCUGUUACCAGUCUUGGCUCUUCGUACAGUUCUGUACUGAGCGCUGUGGCUCCCCCAAGCAAUGAUCCGAACAAACGAUUGCAGACAUCCCAAACAAUCCCCAGCCUCUUCUCUCUGCCUAAGAAGGACACCGACAUCAGAGUUCUCAAGCCUGAAGCCUCCAAACCCGGUCCCUUAAAAGAACCACAGGCAGAUCGCCAGUCAACCUUCAAAAGUCAACCACCCUGCAAUGUGCUCCGUGGUGUGCAUCCCAGCCGACCUGGUCUCGUGGUCAUUGACAGUAAUGACACAAAGAAUCAGAGAAAAGCUCGCCGUCAAGAGUCAACAGUUGCUGAGCAGAUGAAGCGGCAGCAGCCAGCGCAGAUGAAGCAGCAGCAGCCGAUGAAGCAGCAGCAGCCAGCGCAGCAGACGCCGAGGCAGCCAGCGCAGCAGACGCCGAGGCAGCCAGCGCAGCAGACGCCGAGGCAGCCAGCGCAGCAGACGCCGAGGCAGCCAGCGCAGCAGCAGAAGCAGUUGAUAUCGCAGACGGGGCAAGCUACGUGGCCUCCAGUUUUUUCUGCUGCAAAAACUGUUUCCGCAGCUCCUCUCCUCCCCAGCAUUGUUGAUGUCUCACAGGGGUUAAUCCCUCGCCCGAUGGGUAUUCCUCCAGCUCUGCCUCAAGGAAUACCAGGCCUGAUGAACUUAAUUAAUAUGACGCUGCCACCUUCCAACAGGCAGCUCCCAGCAAAGGUGGGAGUCUCCAAGGCCCUGCCAAAGCCGGCCAUGAUGCAUGACUAUGCAGCAGCCUCGCCGAGAAUCUUUCCACAUACCUGUUCUCUGUGUAACAAAGAAUGUACUCAUAUGAAGGAUUGGAUCUCCCACCAGAACACCAGCCUUCAUCUUGAGAACUGCAAAUUGCUCCGAACACAAUACCCGGAGUGGGAUGGUGAGAUAGCACCCGGGCCCAGGACUGAGGGUAAAGAUCCCACGCCCUCAUCAUCAGUUUCUGCACAGACUUCCCGACGUCAUCUCCAGAAAACAAGGCAGGGAAGCAGCUCAUGUUCCCGUUCGCCCAGCCCGCGUCGCCGCCAUGGCUCGGAGGGUAGAAGGGAGAAACGCAGCAGCCGAUCACGUUCACCACACAGCUCCAGAUACAAUCGCAGGUCCCGGUCUCGUUCUCACUCCCCAUGGUAUGACCGCCCGACCUCCUCCCGUUAUCGGUCACAUUCAAGGAGCCCUGAGAGACGGUCUUCACCGAGGAGGAGAGAUGAGAGACGGUCCUCACCAAGGAGGAAUGAUGACAGACGGUCAUCUCCAAGGAGAAGCCGUGAGAGACGGUCACCUUCAAGGAGUGAUGAGAGACGUUCGACGCCAAGGAGGAGCCGUGAGAGACGGUCGCCUUCAAGGAGGAGUGACGAGAGACGAUCGCCGCAUAGGAGGAGCCGUGAGAGACGAUCGUCACCAAGGAGGAGUGACGAGAGACGAUCGCCGCCAAGGAGGAGACGUGAGAGGCGAUCGUCCACAGAAGACUCAUCCCCUAAACGAAAGAAGUCGAGCAGUGCAGAGAGACUGGCUAAGAAACUACUGGAAACAUCAGCUGUCCAGUCUCUGUCAAAACAGUCUGACCUGGAGGCCAUGGUAAAAACUCUGGCUCCUGCUUUACUGGCUGAGCUAGCCAAGAUGAAGUCCUCUUCAUCCUCCUCUUCCAAAGGAGGAAAACCCUCCUCGUCUACACACACUGCAGGAAGAAAGAGAUCGCCUUCUACUGGCUCCUCCUCAUCCUCCCUCUCUACAGCAAAGACAAAGGAGUUGACUUCAAAGCCCUCUAAAGCAAAUCCCAGCCCCCAGAAGAGCGAGGCAAGUUCUGCCACUAAGACAAAGUCUGGUAAACCUUCACCUCCAACCAUGGUGAGACUCGAAGGGAUUCGUAGUUCUCUCUCUCACAAUGAUGUGAUUGUUGCUGUGGAGCACUUUGGAAAAACCAAGUCAGUUGUACUGUUUCGGUCCAGACUGCAGGCAAUCGUGUGUUUUGAGAAAGAGGAAGACGCUACCAAACUGAAGAGCGCGAAGAGCCUUGAUGUGAAAGGAAUAACAGUCACUGUUAUCAGAGAAAAGGUGACUGAUUCUAAGGAGCAAAAGAAUCCUCCUCAAAAAAAACCUGCCACGUCCAGUGACGCCACACCUCAAACUACUACAUCCACAACCACCACUAAAAAGGUUGUUGUCAAAAAAGCUGCAACAGGCAAACUUACCACUCAGAAAAUUGCAGCUAAAGGGUCAGUUAAAGGCACGACUGUCACUAAAUCUAAAGUCUUGGUUUCCAAAGCGAAAAACAUCUCUACCAAGCAGCUAGCCAAAACGACAAAAACAGGAAAGUUGCCCGUGAAGGGAGCUGUGAAAAAGACUGUGGUAAAGCAAAAAAGUUCAAAGUCCACCGCUCAAGGACCGGAGACAAAGACAGAAGCUUCAGAAUAUCAGCCUGACGCUGGUCACGCCAAACAAAAACCUCUACCUGAAAAACUCAAAACUUUUAAAGAAGAGGUGGUGGAGCCCAAAGACACAGCCGAGGUUGUUGAGACAGCAAAUGCAACAGUUCUUGAACCUAAGAAAAAACUUGACAUAGCCGAUGUUGAGGUGAAAGGCGAUGAACCGAUGCAGCUUGGGUUAACAGCAGUUAAAAUAGAGCCUAUGGAAAUUGGAUGUACUGCUGAGGGCGAAAGGGAAAAACGGCCAACUACAGAGGCCGUACCAGAAGAUUCAGCAGACAAAUCCAGUGAGAGUCAACCAUCAAGCAGUACAGAUGUGACUCAGUCAACAGAAACCCCUGUCGAAGGUUUACCGCUCGUCCAGCAAAGCACCCCAUCAGAACCAGAGUCCACUGCUCAAGGGCCGGAGACCAAGACAGAGGCUUCGCAAAUGCAACAGCAGGCUGCAGAACGCACAAUUGAAGCUGCUGUAGAGGCAAAGCUGCCAGGUGGAGGGGUGGAGAUAAAGACAGUGCAGAAAGAUCCUGUGACUGCAUCUAAGACACAAACCGAUGCACGAUGCAAGGAGGCAUCCGAAGCUGUCUGCAAUGUUUCAGCCAACUUGACUGAGAUUGCCCCAUCUGUCACAACUGAGCCCACUGCUGCAGCAGUGAGCGAGGAGCAACCGGCACAGUCUUCCACUGCAGUUACCCCUCUGACUAUUGGGGAGAUGGUAGAAAAGCACCUGGGUCGAAAUAAAAUACUGUGCGUCAGGAUGAAGAUGUACUUCUCGCCAAAUUAUAUUCCAGAUAAGAAGCUGUUGUACAUAUAUGGACUACCGAGGUAUCACGAUGGCUGCUACACAGAGGAUGACAUUGCAGAACUGUUCAUUCCAUUUGGGUUUCAAUAUAAAGAUGACACCAUCUAUGUUGUUCCUCAGACGCGCAUGGCCUUCGUCCAGAUGCCAACAGUGGAGAAUGUGCAGAACACAAUUACCUCUGUCACAAAAAAUCACAUUAUUUUUCACAAGUGUAAACUCUCUGUACAGCCAGUAGCAGGUGGCAUUGCGAUGACGCACCUCGGAUUUUAUAAAUCACUGAUGAGGCUGAUGAAGUCUCCUGUGCAAGAUGAAGGACAGAGAACAGUCUUCAUCAAGAACAUAUCACAGAGUGAGACCAGGGACUUGAGGGAAGCUUUGAAAAAAGUCAGUUCUGUCAAGAACUACCUGCCUCUCCUCAACAAGCUAUUCAUAGAGUUUGAGACUAUUUGCGAUGCUGAUCAUUUUGGAGUUUGGCACAGUCUCCUGAAAGAAGCACCUAGCCACGAAGUCCACAGGCUGAAAAUACCAAACACUGUGGGCUGUAAAUCACCACCAAAACUUCCUGAGAAAGCUCUGCCGGACAGCAAGGAUGUUGUUGCCAAGGCAACUGUCCCGCCAAUAAAAAACAUUCCACAAGACAGCAUUUCACCAUUUUGGGUCACGAUGAGAACUAGGCCCUUCCUGUUCCCUACCAUGUUUCCUUGGUUCAUCAUCCCAGAUUACCUGACAGUCAGAGGACAGGACGACAUUGAGAAGGCCAGUGGUUCCAAGUUCCCCACAAUCAUGUUGACCGGUUUGCCAGAGGGAAACUACCAGCACGAGGAUGUGGCCAAGCUGGUAUGGCGGUAUUUCCCCAAACAGAACCUUCACUCCCUGUACUACAAUGUGACGGUCUUAUCGCUGCAGAGGAGGGCUUUUGUGUUUUUCGCUGAUUGGACUACGUGCUGCGGUUUUGUCCGAGAUCACCUCACAAGUCCAGUUUCUGUCAAAGGCUCCAAGCUCAGUGUACACUUCGUCUUGCAACAGAUAAAUCCAGAAUCCAGCGAGGUCAUGAUGUACAGAAGUCUGAUGAACUGGAGCAACGCUGGAGUUCCAGAGCCGAAGUCUCUGGAGGAGCGGUUGCUCAGUGUGGAGAUUUCUGAGACGUCUGCAGCCAUCAUCAAGAUAGUGAUGGAAGUGGUGGCUUCCAUCGCACCCAUUGUCAGCUUCCUGCCGCUCGCUAACAGGAUCUGCAUUGAGAUGGCUGACUCCAGCGGUGUAACGCAGGUGGUGGAGAAAUACAACACUUUCUCACCGGACUCUUUUAAUAGGCGCACAGCUUGGAGUAAAGUUAAACGUUUUGAGACUUUGAAGACCCUAAAACAGCGUCUACAGGAUUCUGGGGAGAUCACAAUUAACUUUGAACAGGACACCAUCAGUUUUGAAGCCAAGCCCCCAGGUGUGAAAUGCCAAAUUCAGAGUGGCCCUAAUGGAUCCACUAUUUCUGAGCCCAUCACAGCAGGACUGAGCGCUAUGGUCGCAAGUGACGCAGCAAUGGAGGAUGACAGUGAGAAACCAGAAACUGAUAUCCCCAUGGACUCCACUGUGUGUUCAGAAGCAAAUGUAGAUGUAAAGAAGGAAGAGGGGUCACUAACAACUUCAGUCUCCACUACUGAUGUGACCUCUACCUCUAAAGUCAGCAGUGGAAAUGCAGCCCCUGCCGCUCAGAGCCCUGGCCACUUUGCAGCAUUGCUCAUGCCAGAACAAGCUACACUUCAAACCAGUGGUCCGGAUGGAUCCACGGUUUCUGAGGCCCUCACAGCAGGACCAAGUGCUACGGCCGCAAGUGACGCAGCAAUGGAGGACGACGGUGAGAAACCGGUUACUGCUAUCUCUAUAAUCAGCAGUGGAAACACAGACCCUGCUGCUUCCAGCACUGCACCCUCAGCCACAGCACUCGUGACUGAAGGAAAUGUUGCAGAACUUCCUGAGAUUAACGCGGACAUUUUAAAGGUCCUCACGGCAGCAGUUCGCCAGCACAGACUCACCCGAGAGAGCAGAUCCCAGAGUGAGAAGGAGGAGAGCCCCAGCAAAAGCAACACAAGCACCAUAACAGCUGAAGACGCCCCACAAAGAAUGGGUCAGGAUGAUUUUACAGAUGACAAAUUUUCUUCAGAUGCCUAUCUUUUUGAUGAACAAAAUUUCAACAUGGAUGACUUUGUCACUGUUGAUGAAGUUGGUGAUGAUGUAGAAGACAAAACCCCCGAGCCUAAUACACCCUCCUCAUCCAAGCAAUCCUCCAAAGCGAGAGAAAAGCAAAGCUCUGGUGUGUCGUCCGCUGGCAAACGGACCUCAACAAGAUCUUCAAAAGACUCUAAGAGCUCAGCCUCUUCCUCAUCCAAGUCGACUAAAGGCUCAAGCUCUUCUAAAUCAAGCUCUAUGUCCAAGUCCAAGGACUCAUCUGAGUCCACCAAAUCCCCUACCAAACCCUCGUGCUCUGCCAGUGUCAGUAAGGCCUCCUCUUCUUCGCUGUCUACUGAAACCCCUUCCUCCCCUGGCCAGAAAACACAACAGAGCAGGACAAAAUCUCCAGCCAAAGCAUCAAAUACCGCAUCCUCUGGUCGUAGUACCCGCUCAUCUUCUGCUGCACGUGAAAGGGAAAAAAUAACAGCAGCAGUAACUGUCGAUGGAUCAAUGGAAACUCAUCUGGAGCCUCUUAGAGAAGAAACACAAGACACAGAGAGCGCAGUGGCAAAGUCUGACCACAAAGUGUCAGCAGAGGGCAUUGCUGCAAAAACUGGUGAGUCACAGACAAAAAUAGAAGCAUCAUCAGAGAUGCGUCCACCUCCACAGGGACAUGAGGUAGGGUUGAGCCAAGCCCAGAGUCUGGAUGCUGAUUGUAAUGUGAACACUCUCAAAGACCAGAAGACAAGGAAACAGGAAGGGAAAGAAGAUGUUGACAAACAUUCAGAGGUGGAGGAGGACGACAGAGAAAAUUUCCAAAUCCUUGAUUCACUCGAUGAUCAAACAGAUGAACAGAUGGAUGAUGGGGACCAACAUGGCAGCUCUGAAACCCAGCUAACUGGACCUGAGGGAAGCCAGACUUUGCAUGAGGAAAAAGGCAUAUUCCACUUAGAGGAGGAC
This is a messenger RNA of Micropterus dolomieu (smallmouth bass), 7997 nucleotides long. RefSeq lists its product as uncharacterized. The transcript is spliced from 29 exons. The annotation marks the transcript as partial. Gene Ontology annotation, molecular function: nucleic acid binding. NCBI's taxonomy places the organism in Eukaryota, Metazoa, Chordata, Actinopteri, Centrarchiformes, Centrarchidae. The record is from RefSeq and is a predicted model, not a curated record.